CCGACAGAAGCGAUCUCUCUGCCUCACUCUCGUGCUGCGGGGGCCGGGGGGGCCGUGCUGCUGACGACGAAGGCGCUGCCGGCUGGUGCAGGGGUGGAGUAGUGCUUCCGUUCUUCCUUCAUCUUCAAUGAACACGCCACAAUCGCCGCUUCCACUAUCAGCACACAUACAACCAUACCUACGAAGAAAACAAUGUGUGCACCUUUCUACAUUGAGACAUGCAUCUGCGUCUUGUCUGUCAGUCUCUCCUUACACUGCGCAGGGGUAGGCUUAGCUGCACGCACCGCGUGACGGAUGGCUUCACUGAGUGCCGUGCCCUCCUCCUCUUUCAGCCCGUCCCUUGGUCUCAUAACGCGCUCCUCGGCCUGGAUGACACGACAGCAUGCAUUGAUUGCCGUCGUUCCCUCGUCCCGAUUCACAUUGAUUGCGUACCUCGAUUGGCAUUUGGUUGACCAU
Molecule: messenger RNA, 456 nt
Organism: Vitrella brassicaformis
Lineage: Eukaryota; Vitrellaceae
Source: the annotation of a GenBank genome assembly